This is a messenger RNA of Daktulosphaira vitifoliae (grape phylloxera), 616 nucleotides long. RefSeq lists its product as uncharacterized. NCBI's taxonomy places the organism in Eukaryota, Metazoa, Arthropoda, Insecta, Hemiptera, Phylloxeridae. The coding region runs from base 222 to 551 and encodes 109 amino acids. The record is from RefSeq and is a predicted model, not a curated record. The transcript is spliced from 2 exons.
ACUUAUCUUAUUCAGAAUUUUAAUUUUUUUUUGUUACAUAAUACAUAUUAUAAAUGGAAUGAGCAUAUAAUAGUAGUUCUUUGAUUUUAAAAUAUAAUAUAUGAAUAAAUACUAAUUAUAGUUUUUAAAUUUAGUAUGAAAUUGUGAGGCCAGCUAUGAUGUAUGGUUAAUAGUGUUGGGCGGUUGAUAAGAAAGUAGAGCAGAGAAUAAGUGUAGCAGAGAUGAGAAUGCUUAGUUGGAUGAGUGGAGUGACUAGAGAAGAUAGGAUAAGGAACGAGCAUAUAAGAGGAAGUAUAGAUGUAACGUCAAUAGUGGAUAAGAUGAGAGAAAAUAGACUUAGAUGGUUUGGUCAUGUUAUGAGGAGAGAAGAAUUGGAAGCUAUAAGAACAGUUAUAGCAAUGAAUGUUGAAGGAAGAAGAGGUAGAGGAAGACCAAAAAAGAGAUGGAAGGAUGCUAAUGAAUGCGAUAUGAGGACAGCUGAUGUGAGCGUAGAUGAUGUUGGAGAUCGUGUUAAGUGGAAGUUUAGGAUAAGGAUGGGCGAUCCCAAGUAGUUGGGAUUAAGGCGAGGAAGAAGAAGAAAAAUACCUAUUAUAAAUAUGCUUUAAUUUUUGAAAUU